Molecule: messenger RNA, 618 nt
Organism: Vidua macroura (Pin-tailed whydah)
Lineage: Eukaryota; Metazoa; Chordata; Aves; Passeriformes; Viduidae
Product: serine/threonine-protein kinase PAK 3-like
Exons: 5
Coding region: 10-618 (202 amino acids)
Biological process (GO): regulation of axonogenesis; intracellular signal transduction; protein phosphorylation
Cellular component (GO): cytoplasm
Molecular function (GO): ATP binding; protein serine/threonine kinase activity
Source: RefSeq, a predicted model, not a curated record
UGGCUGGUCAUGGAGUACAUGGACGGAGGCACUCUGAGCGAUGUCAUCAGCGAGACCCACCUGUCUGAAGACGAGAUGGCAGCCAUCAGUCGGGAGUGCCUGCAAGGCCUGGAUUUUCUUCACUCGAACCAUGUGAUCCACCGAGAUGUGAAGAGCAGCAACAUCCUUCUCAGAACCGAUGGCUCUGUCAAGCUGGCUGACUCUGGCCUCUUUGCUCAGCUCACCCCUGAGCAGAGUCGACGGAGCUCAGUGGCCAGCACUUCUGGGUGGAUGGCGCCUGAAGUGGUGACAGGUCAACCAUGUGGCCCCAAAGUGGACAUAUGGUCUUUUGGAAUCAUGGGCAUCGAAAUGGUGGAACGAGAAGUUCCUUACUGGAAUGAAACUCCUGUUUCGCCUCAACUCCUGAUAGACAUACGAGGGACACCAAAGCUGCAGCAGCCCAACCGAUUCUCGCCUUGCCUGCGUGACUUCCUGAGCUGCUGCCUGCUGAGAAACGAGGCACAGCGCUGGUCUGCCAAGGAGCUCCUGCAGCAUCCAUUUGUAACACUUGCUGAGCCUGCGUCCUGCCUGGUGCCACUGAUUGUUUCAGUGAAGAAGAGGAAGGAGACAAGAAUGUGA